Plenodomus lingam JN3 is the source of this 1515-nucleotide messenger RNA. RefSeq lists its product as uncharacterized. The record is from RefSeq and is a predicted model, not a curated record. Gene Ontology annotation, molecular function: oxidoreductase activity. NCBI's taxonomy places the organism in Eukaryota, Fungi, Ascomycota, Dothideomycetes, Pleosporales, Leptosphaeriaceae.
AUGAUUCUCUCCUCCUUCCGACAAAUCUCUCUUCCCCUCCUCGCUCUUUCUUGCACUCCUGUCAUCGUCCGUUCUGCUCCGGCUCAACCACCUCUCCCAGUUACCGUCGAUGUAGCCAUUGUUGGUGCUGGUCUCUCUGGUCUAACCGCAGCCUCCAACCUCCUUGCUGCCAAAAAAACUGUUCUCGUCUUCGAAGCUCGCGACCGCGUUGGCGGAAAAGUAUUCAACCACCCCUUGAAGAACGGCGGCGUCACAGAAGUCGGCGCCGAAUUCGUUGGCCCGACACAAGACCAUGUGUUGAAGUUGAUCAAAGAUUUGGGACUAGAGACAUUCGAAACAUACAACACGGGAGACUCAGUUUUGUGGAGGAAUAACACGAGGACAGUGUAUACACCCGACCCUGCUCUCGGCGGUGCGCCACCCGUGGACGGAGCAUCGUUAUUACAAGUCGCAGCUGCGCAGCAGCAACUAGAUGAGUGGGCUGCAACCAUCAAGCCAUCCUCACCCUUCUCGCACCCUAAAGCCCAGGAAUGGGAUUCCAAAACGUUUGAAGACUUCCUACACCAGGCUACGCCAUCAGCCGAUGCAAACUUCGUCCUCACCACGGCCUGCAAAUCGCUCUUCUCCGCCGAGCCCAGGGAAAUCUCCCUCCUCAACGUGCUCAUCUACAUCGCCUCUGCAGGCAACGAAACCACGACCGGCAACCUAACCCGGCUUGUGGCUGUCAAGGACGGUGGACAAGAAUCCCGUGUCAUCGGCGGCACAGGUCUGAUUCCCACCCGCCUGGCCGACCGUGUAGGAUCUCAGCAUAUCGCCCUCAACAACCCUGUCAUCAGCAUCACAAGGAUGGGCUCAGGCUACGACGUGAAAUCAAAGCACCACACUGUCCACGCCAAAUUCGUCGUCCUGGCCCUGGCCCCCCCUCUCCUCCAGAAAAUCACCUUCACUCCCGCCCUCCCCGAGGCCCGCAGCGCCCUCAACAAGAACAUGAAGAUGCCCGCCCUGGGCAAGGGCAUUGCAAUCUACAAAUCCCCUUUCUGGCGCACUCCCACCACGGCCCAAAAAUCCGGUCUCAGCGCCCAAGUCCUGUCCGACGCUGGCUCUGUCCGCGCCACCUUCGACUCGACACCGCACCCCAGCACCAAGCCCGCCUUCGCCGCCAUCAUGGGCUUCCUCCUCGGCGACGAAAUGCGCGCCAUCGACGCCAUGUCCGUCCCUGCCGCCCAGGCCAAGAUCGUGGACGACUACACGCGCUACUUUGGUGCCCCGGCCAAGGACUUUGUCGAGUUUGUGCUGCAGCGCUGGGAUCUCGAACCCUUCAGUUUGGGCGGCCCCGUGGCAAUUGCAGCACCCGGCCUGCUGAGCAAGUAUGGAAAUGCGUUGAGGCAGCCAGUUGAGGGGUUGCAUUUUGCGGGCACGGAGACGGCGGAUUAUUGGAUGGGGUAUAUGGAUGGGGCGAUUCGGAGUGGGGAGAGGGUGGCCAAGGAGAUUAUUACGACGAAGACGAUUGUCUAG